AUGGAGAGCAGGAUCACACCGCUCGGCCUGGCCGGGCACAGAGCCAGCCCACUCGGAGGUUUGCAUGUUCCCCCGUCUCUCCUGCGCCCCCCGCCUCUCUUCCUCCGGGCCUGUAACCCGGCUCUGGAGAGGGGGUACCCCCGCACCCCGAAGUGCGCCAGAUGCAGAAACCACGGUGUGGUGUCCGCGCUAAAAGGCCACAAGCGCUUCUGUCGCUGGAGAGACUGCGUGUGCGCAAAGUGCACGCUGAUAGCGGAGAGGCAGCGCGUGAUGGCCGCGCAGGUGGCUCUGAGGAGGCAGCAAGCCCAGGAGGAGUGCGAGGCUCGGGAGCUCCUGCUUAUGUACCCCGGGGGCUCCGGAGUCAGUGCCGGGGAGACAGGAGCCCCUCAGGCGGCACCGGCUGCUAGCAGCAGCACUCCAACUGCUCACAGGGUCAAUGUGUUUGGAGCAGAGAACCACAAAUAUGAUGACAAACUGAGCAAGUACAAUUUGUACAGUGGGUUCAUGGGUUGCCCCCUGUUUGCCCCACACACCGCACGGCUGCUCUCUGCAGCUGAGCAGAGAGACGUGUCUCCAAACAAGGACAGCCGCACUUCACUGAACGAUGAAAGUCCAUCCCCGGUGUCUGACCAGCGCUCAGAACACACAGAGAGUCCGCACAGGUCACUCUCCUCCUCGGAUCCGGAGUCAGGCAGCGAGUCGGAGAAACCCGGGGACUUCCGAAGUCUGGACCGGGACCCUACCGACAUCAUGGCCAAGAUCUUCCCCCACCAGAGGCGGGACACCCUGGAGUCUAUGGUGAGGACGUGUAAAGGUGACCUAGUCAGGUCCAUUGAGCUGGUGCUGAGCUCCAAGGAGAACAAACUGGACACUGAAGGCUCGUCUCUGUCUAAGCAUCCUUCUGUCGGGCUGCCUGCAGCGCUCGGUGCUCUGGGGAACAGGUCUGCCUUCUCCCCGCUGCACAUGCCGCCGCCGACUGCCGGGGGGGACGCUCUGUUCGGGCUCAGCCCCCGCCUCGGUGUCAGCCCCCUCCGGCUGACCUACUCCUCUGCAAACGGUGGUAUGGCAGGUUUUAUGUCACCGUACAUGACCUCUGGACUGAUGCCAGUGUUUCCACUGCGGCCUCCCCUGGACACAUACUCCUUCCCGGGUAUGAUCCGGGACCUUUCUUACCUGCAGAGCAAGGAGUCCCUGUGCAGCACGGGCCUGUACACGAGACUCAGCAGUGACAAAGGACUGAAUUAAAAUAUGAUUCUUAAAUGGUCAGAUGUAAUGUUCAAGGGCCUGUUCAAGUCAGUUUAUUUUUUAUCCUGUACAAGUUGUAAAUAUUGUUUAUUAUUAAUAAAGUUAUAA
Molecule: messenger RNA, 1353 nt
Organism: Cottoperca gobio
Lineage: Eukaryota; Metazoa; Chordata; Actinopteri; Perciformes; Bovichtidae
Gene: dmrta2
Product: DMRT-like family A2
Exons: 2
Coding region: 1-1245 (414 amino acids)
Biological process (GO): sex differentiation; regulation of transcription by RNA polymerase II
Cellular component (GO): nucleus
Molecular function (GO): DNA-binding transcription factor activity, RNA polymerase II-specific; RNA polymerase II cis-regulatory region sequence-specific DNA binding
Source: RefSeq, a predicted model, not a curated record